AUGCAAGAUGGACUCAUUUCCCGUGCGGGAGCAUCAAUUUGCAACGAUCCUUACCACGGCCAAAGUGCGGGAAACUUCAACAGCAGCGUAAGCGGAUCGGGUCAAUUUUCACCGUCGAAAUCUUGCGUCCACCUUCCCCGGCAACCGCCUUCACCGCAUCACAUAGCCAACGGAGGAUGUGAAUUUAAACUGUGCGGGUACGAUGGAACCGCGACGCAGCUAGUCGACGAAUGUGGAAAUUCGUCCAGCGCAGGAGGAAGCUCUCUCGGCAGCACUACAGGGAUGGCGGAUUUAUUUGGUGUGCUCGACUUGUGGAUAAGAUUGCGGUACGAUCUUACCACGCUUCCGUGGGAACAACUGAAAUCCAUCGAGUUAAAGAACCCCCGUGCUGCGCCCGGCUGUGCGUACAUUCCGACAAAGGUCGAACACAUCGCUAAUAUAAUCACACACGGGACAUGGGUAUUGCCGUCUGUAUGCGCUGGAUUUAUUCUUUAUGAACGAAGCCACACAUCCGCGCAAACGCUUGCCGCCAUCAUUUACGGAGUCGCCCUGACAAUGCUGUUCUUCGUUUCUACGUGUUUCCAUUGCGUUUGCUACUGCAAUCACAAUCGCCCGCUCAAGGAUGCGCUGCAUCGAUGCGAUCGUGCCAUGAUCUACAUUUUUAUCGCAGGCUCAUACUAUCCGUGGCUCAGUCUGGGACAUACGACUCAUCCACAGAUUGUGUCCGUUGUGAAAUGGUGUGUUUGGGUCCUGGCAGCCCUAGGAAUUAUCUACCAGCAGAUGUAUCACGAACGAUACAAGUGUUUGGAAACGUUCUUCUAUGUUGUUAUCGGUCUUGGUCCUUCAGUAGUGAUAGUCCUGUGGGGUCACGAGUUCACUGGAAUGUCCGAGCUAAAAUUCGGUGGUAUUCUGUACAUUAUUGGCAUUGUGUUCUUCAAAUCAGAUGGCCUUUUCCCUUUCGCCCACGCAAUCUGGCAUAUGUUUGUAGUAUUGGCCGCGUUCGUACACUACUUCGCCAUUAUCACGCAUCUGUUUCCCGUGUUGCCUGCUGCCGUUACUGUUGUCGAAGGAACGGUGGCUGGCUAA
Messenger RNA from Anopheles nili, 1086 nucleotides. Its product is annotated as monocyte to macrophage differentiation factor. Lineage: Eukaryota; Metazoa; Arthropoda; Insecta; Diptera; Culicidae. Gene Ontology annotation, cellular component: membrane. The record is from RefSeq and is a predicted model, not a curated record. The transcript is spliced from 3 exons. Gene Ontology annotation, molecular function: pore-forming activity. The coding region runs from base 1 to 1086 and encodes 361 amino acids.